Messenger RNA from Staurois parvus, 399 nucleotides. Lineage: Eukaryota; Metazoa; Chordata; Amphibia; Anura; Ranidae. The record is from the annotation of a GenBank genome assembly.
AAUGCCAGUUAUUGGCAUUCCUCUCCUCAUGAGCUGUCACGCUGACAGCUCUGUGCCCUGAUGAUCUGUGUAGCCCCAGCAUUGCCACCUGUUAGUGUCCAUCAGUGCCAGCUGUCAGUGCUCAUCCAUGCCACCUGCCAGUGCCACAUCAGUGCCUACCGGUGCACAUCAAUGCCACAUAUGAGUGCCCAUCUGAGCUGCCUUUCAGUGUCACCCAUCAGUGCCAGUCAGUGUCACCUAUCAGUGCUGCCAAUCAGUGCCACCUAUCAGUGCCAGUCACUGCCGCCUAUCAGUGUGCAUCAGUGCCGCCUAUCAAUGGCAGUCAGUGCCACCUAUCAGUGCUGCCUAUCAGUGGCAUAUAUGAGUGCUGCUUUUCAGUGCCCAUCAGUGAUGCCUGUC